AUGGAAGAGCCUGCAGCUCCCACUGAAGCCUCGGAGGCAUCUGGGGCACCUACGGGGGCCGAGGUGGCAGGGGAGGGUGCACCUGGGCCUUCACGCCACAUGCGCCCGGUCUUCCGGCAAUUUGCGGCUGCAGGCCCGGCCCCCCUCCGUGCGUCACGUCGGAGGCCUGCCCAGGCCUCGGGGGGAGGGGCGGGGCCCAGUCGCUUGCAGGGCCGGAGCAGCGGCAGCUGGACAAAGCAAGUCACCUGCAGGUAUUUUCUGCAUGGGCUUUGCAAGGAGGGGGAGAACUGUCGUUAUUCCCAUGACCUCUCGGGCCGGCUGCAGGCUGGGGAGAGCCCUGGUUCACCGCCUGGGGCCUCCGCAGACCCAAGCCCUAGCACGGCUGCGCAUAUUGAGACCUUGCCUCAGGAAGUGGCUGAAGCCUCCUCUGUUGCGUUCGCCUGCUCCUUGCCUGCGAUUGGCUUAGCUGCUGAAGGGGGUUUCUUUGAAGCUGAGAGAGACAAUGCAGGCCUUGAAGCUGCUGGAGGAGCCGGUGUGGAAGGUUGGGAGAAUGCCAUUGAGUUUGUUCCUGGGCAACCCUACCGGGGCCGCAUGAUCCCUUCUGUUCCCAGGGCUUCUGUGCAGAGCCCAGUGACUGAGAGGGAACAGAUUGCAGUGGGCAGGGGGCAGCAGCUUUGCCGAGAUGCGGCUAUGGGGCAGUGCUUUCGUGGGGAGAGCUGUAUGUAUGUCCAUGGAGAGAUAUGUGAUAUGUGUGGGCUUCAGGUCUUGCACCCUGUGGAUGCUGCACAGAGGGCAGACCAUAUAAAGGCUUGCAUUGAAGCACACGAGAAGGAUAUGGAGCUCUCGUUUGCAGUUCAGCGAAGUAUGGACAAAGUGUGUGGCAUCUGCAUGGAGGUUGUCUAUGAGAAAGCCAACCCCAGUGACUGCCGCUUUGGCAUCCUCUCCAACUGCACCCACACCUACUGUCUUAGGUGUAUCCGCAGGUGGAGGACUGACAAGCAGUUUGGCAACAGGAUCGUCAAGUCCUGUCCACAGUGCAGGGUCACCUCCAACUUUGUGAUUCCCAGUGAGUUCUGGGUGGAGGAGGAGGAAGAGAAGCAGAAACUUAUUCAGCAAUACAAGGAGGCAAUGAGCAACAAGACUUGCAGGUAUUUUGCAGGAGGCAGGGGUUUCUGCCCAUUUGGAGAUAACUGUUUUUACAAGCAUGCAGACCCAGAGGGCCUGGGAGAGGAUCCUCAGAGGCUGAGUGCUGAGGCAUCCGGUGCUCACUGCGGUCAAUUUUCGGAGCCUACUCAGGUGCGAGAGGGUGAGAUGCCCUUUAAAAGCAGUAAAAAAGAGCUUGUCAUGCUUCGGCUGGCCAAUCUGUUGUUUAAGUGUUUUAUUUCACUGGGAAAUGAUGAGAUCUUUUCAAAGGACCAGUGGGACUUGCUUCAUUAUGAGCUGGAAAAAAAUAUUUCAGUUUGA
This is a messenger RNA of Nyctereutes procyonoides (raccoon dog), 1464 nucleotides long. RefSeq names its product makorin ring finger protein 3 (gene MKRN3). Lineage: Eukaryota; Metazoa; Chordata; Mammalia; Carnivora; Canidae. Gene Ontology annotation, biological process: protein polyubiquitination. Gene Ontology annotation, molecular function: ubiquitin protein ligase activity; metal ion binding. The record is from RefSeq and is a predicted model, not a curated record.